Molecule: messenger RNA, 735 nt
Organism: Vigna radiata var. radiata (mung bean)
Lineage: Eukaryota; Viridiplantae; Streptophyta; Magnoliopsida; Fabales; Fabaceae
Exons: 3
Coding region: 1-735 (244 amino acids)
Source: RefSeq, a predicted model, not a curated record
AUGUAUAAAAAAGCUAGAACUCUAGGAAACAAACCUAAUUGGCUGGGGGAUGAUACUUGGAAUGCAGUUCUGGAAAAGUGGAACAUGCCACUUUAUAGACAAAAGUGUGAAAUAGCUAAGAAGAAUCGGACAUCUGAAAAGGGUGGUUGUUUACACACUGGAGAAUCUAUUAGCGUGCAUGAGCAUGCUAUUCGUUUGUCACAAGAGCUUGGUCGGGCUGUGCAUGUUGAUGAAAUAUUUCAACAAACACAUAUUCGUCAAUCAACAGGGGACUUUGUGGAUGAAAGAUCUGAGACUGCAUCCGUUGGUGGCUCAACAUGUAGUCCCCUAGACCCUGCGGAGGAGGAGAGAUUNAGAAACCAAUGUUGGUUAGAUGCUGCUGGUGGAAGAUACAAGGGACGUGUAUAUGGCAUUGGAAAUGUCGGUUCCAAAGAUGAUUGUGUCGAUAGUUACAUCCGACAGACACAAGCAUCUUCUUCCACUCAGCAACCAAAUUCAGAAGAAAUUGAUAAACUUAAAUCGCAGGUACAACAAUAUGGCCAACAAAUUCAAAUGGUUCAGGGCUUUCUUGGUGUCCUCCUUCCAUUCCUUCCACCUUCGGCUGCCGCAGCUGCACAACAAUUUUUAAACUUUCCAAAUUCUCAAGUUCAAAAUGAAACACCUAAUGACCAGCAAGCUCCAAACCAGCAACCACCAAAUCAACCAGACGAUGGAAAUGAUCAUAUGCGUCAUUAG